AUGGUCAUGAAAACGGACGGCAGUCCUCAAAACAAGAAGGUGUUCGUGACGGAGAUGUACUUUCUGCAAACAUUGAAGAGCAACGUUUUGCUGAACUCGUGUGACUUCAAUACUUCCAUCAUGGAAUCCGUGAGAACGAAGCUGUCGUCACAGUUUGAAGGUGCAAGUUUCGGUGCUCUUGGCAUGGUUGUUCGCUUGUAUGCGAUAGAUAGCAUUGGACAACCGAUUGACAAAACUGCCGGUGGCGAUGGAGCGGUGUUCCCUGUUGAAUUCAGGGUGGUCGCUUUUCGUCCUGUCGUUGGCGAACGGCUGUGCGCCGUAGUGGAGCAAGUGAAUGCGCGUGGAAUCAUCUGCAGAAUUGAGAAUACGUUGGUGUUUAUCUGUAGAUGCUCGAUGCCAUAUGAUUUGAUGUUCAUGCAUUCCAUCAAUCCGCCAUUUUACCGAAACCCUGGAAACACGGUUUCGAUAAUGGUUGGAGAUUUGCUACAAUUCGAGGUGACCGUCGCCGAGUGUCUCGGCUUCGAUUACUUCGUGAUGGGCACGUUGCUGGGUCGUGAUUUGGGUGUUGUUUUAACGCUGCAUGGAUUGGUUCCUUAUGGAACGUUCUGA
Soboliphyme baturini is the source of this 609-nucleotide messenger RNA. The record is from the annotation of a GenBank genome assembly. Lineage: Eukaryota; Metazoa; Nematoda; Enoplea; Dioctophymatida; Soboliphymatidae.